This is a messenger RNA of Chondrus crispus (carragheen), 408 nucleotides long. RefSeq lists its product as hypothetical. Bases 1 to 408 code for a protein of 135 amino acids. NCBI's taxonomy places the organism in Eukaryota, Rhodophyta, Florideophyceae, Gigartinales, Gigartinaceae. The transcript has a single exon. The record is from RefSeq and is a predicted model, not a curated record.
AUGGCAUGCGCUACAGUACCGGUACAGUAUAGAGUACCCAAGGGUACCCUUGGUACUGUACAACACAGCAGUGAUCUGUAUGCAGCAAAAGAGCUGAGGAGUUCGUAUGUCAUUCAUUUUCCUGUUUACUACUUGGCUUCGAAACACAAACACCCGGCCAGCCGUCAUGCUUGGUGUCUAAAGGGUCUUGAAAGGCUAAGUUUGCAGCCACAAGAAUUAAUCUGCCCCGGUAACGCAUCUACAGAAAGAAGCCUGAAAGAGCAUUUCAUCGUUUGUCGCGGCCGGACGAUACCACGCUUUGCCCGUACUUCACCAACUGAGGCUCUCCUGACGCCACUUUUCUUCCACAACAGUAUCAACGAGUUGCCUCCAUCGGGAAGAAUAUGUCCCGUCAUCACCCAGAUUUAA